GUUUACACUUUUGACGUUACAUAUGCGUUACAUACAAAAGAAAUCAAAUUUUCGAAAACUUAUUAUAAAUUCAACUUACAGAAGGCAAUGUUUUCAAAUUUCCAAUAAAAUAUACAAAAUUUUGUCAUUAUGAAUAAGCAUACAUAACAGUCAUGAGUCCUAAAAAGCGAAAUAGGAGCAUAACAACACUUCCACCGAACGAUCAAUCUAAUGUUUUUGUCAACUUACAUGUUGAGAGGCAAAUAAAUUGCCUUGAUAAAGUUUUGGGUGAAAAUAUCAAUGAUUUUGUACCCCUUAAUCUGUCUAAAGGGGACUGUUCUGCCAAUAGCAAAUUUAUAGAUGAUAGGUCUACUUUUGAUAGUGAUUUAGAAGAUAUCUUUGACUUGAAACUAAGUGGUGUUAGUUCAAGUAGUUCACUAAGUUGGAGCGAUGAUUAUGAUAGUGAAGUUAAUAAGAAAGUUCAAACAGAACUAGAAAAAAUUGAUAGGUGUUUUCAAGGUUUUGAUGUACCUUUAGCCUACGAUAAAGCAGAAAUAGAAGAAUGGCGUACAUUUUUUCCACAUCUAAUCAUUUUGGGUUAUAAAACUCCAUCAAAUUCACUGGAAAAUUCUGAAGAAAGUUCAGCAUCAGAUGAUGAAGUUCAGACAAAUAAUGUAAAAAAUAAGUACGGCAAGAUAUACUUAAGAAAUCUAAAUAAAAUUAAAAACGAACAACAGAUGCAGAACUUGCUGUAUCAGAAGGGACAAAUGCUAGCAAAUAAACCAAAAAGUUUGGAUAUUGACCAGUACCUCAAAAUAUCAGCAAUUAAAAGUCCAUACUUGAACAGAAGUAAACAAGAUGCUCAGUCAGUCAUAACAACUGAUAGAUUCGAUGUAAAUACUUCAUUAGAGUCAAUUUCCCUGCCUUUUAUUACUGCCACGCCAUUGAAAAGUCAACCACGACGGCCGAUUAAACAGCAGCAAAGGACAGUUUCCAAGCUUAUCCUGCCACCCAUAAUGAACAGGCUUCGGUCUGUAUCAGCCACACCCAGACAAUCAUCCAGCAAGAGCAUGUUUGUGUGUUUGAAUUUCGAGAAAGAUGCUAAAGCCAAACAGGCUCAAAUGGAGCUGAAAAGUGAUCUUAUGAAGCUGUUCGAAACCAUUCCUAUUAGCAAUAGGUGAUAGAAAAAAUGAGUUGUCAUUCUAAAUAAAUUAUUUUUUUAUUAAA
Sitophilus oryzae (rice weevil) is the source of this 1206-nucleotide messenger RNA. RefSeq lists its product as uncharacterized. Bases 153 to 1160 code for a protein of 335 amino acids. The record is from RefSeq and is a predicted model, not a curated record. NCBI's taxonomy places the organism in Eukaryota, Metazoa, Arthropoda, Insecta, Coleoptera, Curculionidae. The transcript is spliced from 4 exons.